GCGUCGUGCGUAGAUGGUGACGGUUCGUUGGAAUCUGAUUCCGUAGAAGUUUAUAGAGGGAGUGUGGAAGUAGAUUUGCGUGUAAAAUCUCUUCCUCGCGCCCUAACUAUCGAGAAAAGUGUAACGGGCCAUCGUUUUCGAUUGUAAUCACAUACUAUGGCGAAUUUGAGACAAACUCCGCUUACGUGCAGUGGACACACGAGACCCGUGGUGCAUCUUGCAUUCUCCGACAUCACUGAAUCUGGAUAUUAUUUAAUUUCGGCGUGUAAAGAUGGCAAACCUAUGUUACGACAAGGUGACACAGGAGAUUGGAUUGGAACGUUUGAAGGACAUAAAGGAGCAGUGUGGGGCGUUGCACUGAACCCUCAGGCUACAAGAGCUGCCUCUGGAGCAGCGGAUUUCAAUGCUAAAGUCUGGGACGCACUCAAAGGAGAAGAGAUUCAUUCGUUUCAACAUAAGCACAUUGUCAAGUCUGUUAAUUUCAGCACAGAUUCCAAUUAUUUGUGCACUGGUUCCAAUGAGAAACUUGUGAGAAUUUAUGAUCUUAACAAACCUGAUGCAGCACCACAGGUUUUCUCAGGUCAUAAAAAUGGCAUCAGACAUGUCACCUUUUUCAAUAACAAUACUGCAUUAAUUACUUGUGGCGAUGAUAAAACACUGAGAGUUUGGGACAGAAACAGCGGUCAAGAAGUAAAAAGGCUAGAUUUUCCAGCAAUUCCAAAUUCUAUGGAAGUGUCAAAAGAUGGAAAUAUCAUUACCACAACUCACUCCAAUAUAGUUACUUUUUGGAAUAGCAGGGAAUUAACCAAGUUAUGUGAAUACACUGCGCCGACGCAAAUGAACAGCGCUAGUUUGCAUCCAGACUGUAGUAUUUUUGUAUGUGGCGGGGAAGAUUUAAAAAUGUACAAGUUUGACUAUGCCACGGGUACAGAAAUUGAAUCAUUCAAAGGUCACUUUGGACCUGUACACUGUGUACGUUUCUCGCCGGAUGGUGAAUUGUACGCUAGUGGCUCGGAAGAUGGUACCUUGAGAUUAUGGCAAACAACUGUUGGCAAAACGUAUGGCCUUUGGCGAUGCAUAGAACAAACGCCUGCGAUACAAGAAAAUACUGCUGUGCUUAAUAACAAACAAGAAGUUCCUGCCAGUUAAAAGUCGAUUUACAAAUUGUGUAAAGUACUUCAAGAAAAAAAAAGAAACAAGGGGAAAAAAUAUUUCGUUAAUAGAAAUAUGCAAAUGAAGCAACAAAGGACGAUGACUCGUAUUAAAAUUGUAUUUAAUCGGCUGAUGUCUGCCACAUGUUUUAUAAAUAUCAAAUCUGUGUAUAAAACAAUGUCUCAAAUCAGCCUUGUUUUCUGAUGAAAACUCAAAAGCGGACCAACUAUCAUUAUAGUCUGAUAUAAUAGCCAUGGAAGUGUGGGACUCUGUUCUUUAUUUAUUAUAAAAAAGUGAAAAAAAAAGGAAACAUUAACAUUUAUUAACGUUAUACAUGUCACUAUUAUACUACAAAAUUAGAUAGAGGUGUAAUGACAAAAAAAAAAAAAAAGACAACUCAGAAUUAAAUUUUUCGUUCGCAUUUGUUA
Frieseomelitta varia is the source of this 1580-nucleotide messenger RNA. RefSeq names its product serine-threonine kinase receptor-associated protein (gene wmd). Gene Ontology annotation, molecular function: RNA binding; protein binding. Gene Ontology annotation, biological process: spliceosomal snRNP assembly. The coding region runs from base 157 to 1149 and encodes 330 amino acids. NCBI's taxonomy places the organism in Eukaryota, Metazoa, Arthropoda, Insecta, Hymenoptera, Apidae. The record is from RefSeq and is a predicted model, not a curated record. Gene Ontology annotation, cellular component: SMN complex. The transcript is spliced from 5 exons.